Molecule: messenger RNA, 2121 nt
Organism: Eupeodes corollae
Lineage: Eukaryota; Metazoa; Arthropoda; Insecta; Diptera; Syrphidae
Gene: Pp4-19C
Product: serine/threonine-protein phosphatase 4 catalytic subunit
Exons: 4
Coding region: 550-1473 (307 amino acids)
Biological process (GO): peptidyl-serine dephosphorylation; double-strand break repair via homologous recombination
Cellular component (GO): cytoplasm; nucleus
Molecular function (GO): protein serine/threonine phosphatase activity
Source: RefSeq, a predicted model, not a curated record
CAAAAUUACGUACGAAUUCGGGUGCUCUGUUGCACCGUUUAACAAAGUUUUCACAUUAAACUUCUUUUUUUUGUUUAAAUUUGCAACUUAUUCGGCUUAGACAGAAAACAACACAAAGAUUUGUUUAUUUAUUAUCAAGCUAGACGAAUACAAGUUUACCUUUGCAAUCCAAUGGAGUAACCAGAGUCCUGCAGACAAAAUUUAAUCAACUAGCAUUUACAUAUACGAACUUGGCCGGCCAAUCGUCGCGUCGCUCGGCGGUGGUUUGGUGGAUAGUCAGAGCUGUUUACAUCAUGAGCAUUACAAAUGAGGACAAUCUUCAACUGACAUUUUUCAAUCAAUUAAAACCAACGCAAGAGUAGAAUUCUUCGUAGAGAAGCGCGCCUGUUGCACACGUGGAGCACGGGACAGGCAGCACCGACGACUUUUUAUUCGACUGUAGUAAAUCUUCACUAUCAACUACUUAAUAUCAAAAUCAGUCGAUACAAAGAAUAAUAUUCUUUGAACCACACCACAUUAAAUUAAUCCACAAAACCAAGUACAAACAAAAUGACAGACUACAGUGAUCUCGAUCGACAGAUAGAACAACUAAAACGAUGUGAAAUAAUAAAGGAAAAUGAAGUUAAAGCGCUGUGUGCUAAAGCUCGUGAAAUCCUUGUCGAAGAAGGCAAUGUCCAGCGUGUGGAUUCUCCUGUAACAGUUUGUGGUGACAUACACGGUCAGUUCUAUGAUUUGAAAGAACUCUUCAAAGUCGGUGGUGAUGUGCCUGAAACAAAUUACUUAUUUAUGGGAGAUUUUGUCGAUCGUGGUUAUUACAGUGUAGAAACAUUUCUGCUUUUAUUGGCAUUAAAAGUACGCUAUCCAGACCGAAUCACAUUAAUUCGAGGCAAUCAUGAAUCUAGACAAAUUACUCAAGUUUAUGGAUUCUAUGAUGAAUGCCUGCGAAAAUAUGGAUCAACAGCUGUUUGGCGAUACUGUACCGAAAUUUUUGACUAUUUAAGUCUUUCAGCGAUAAUAGAUGGAAAAAUAUUUUGUGUCCAUGGUGGACUUAGUCCUUCAAUUCAGUAUUUAGAUCAGAUUCGUACGAUAGAUCGUAAACAAGAAGUGCCGCACGAUGGUCCUAUGUGUGACUUAUUGUGGAGUGAUCCUGAGGAUCAGACGGGAUGGGGUGUAUCGCCACGUGGUGCGGGUUAUCUAUUUGGAUCGGAUGUUGUGUCUCAAUUUAAUCGAACCAAUGACAUUGAUAUGAUAUGCCGAGCACAUCAAUUGGUUAUGGAGGGAUUUAAGUGGCAUUUCAAUGAGACUGUAUUAACGGUUUGGUCAGCGCCAAAUUACUGUUAUAGAUGUGGAAACGUGGCAGCAAUUCUAGAACUGAACGAAUUUCUUCACAGAGACUUUAUCAUAUUCGAAGCGGCCCCACAAGAAAGUCGAGGUAUUCCAUCGAAAAAACCGCAAGCGGAUUAUUUCUUGUAAGAGGCAAACUAUCCGAUUUUCUAUCCAUACCAGACGAGUUCUGUGGAACUUAUGAUGAAGAAAACCAUCACGGGCAGUUUCUUUAUUCAUUUUGCACUUCUAGCCGGAUCUACAAAACCAAGAAAUAUAUUUUUUUGGAAUCUAUAGAACAAAGUCCUUGCUGAUACUGCCAAGCAUUUUUAAAACAAAACUCUCAUUGUAAAUAAGAAUCUUGCUCUGCAAUGAUUCUUGAAAAAAAAAAAUAGAGACGAACAAAAUAUUACAACAAAAAAUUAACAUAAAACCAAAAACAGAUACAAGAGUGUAAAAUGUUGAAAAAGAAAGAAAAUAUAACAAAAACCAAUACAGAUUAAAGUUUUAUUUAUAAAUAACUAAGGGAGCCUAAAGUAUCCUUUCAAAUAGUUUUUAACUGUCCACUUUAUGUAUUUUUUUUUAAAUAAAAUAAGAUUUCUUAUAUUUAAGUUCCUUUUUUAUACAUUUCUGUUUAGUUUUUGCCUCUUCAUGAGACCAAGCUAUCCUCGUCAGAUUAACUUUUAACAAAAACAAAAUUUGAUUUCUCAUUUACUACAAGAUUAUAGUUUUAUAUUAGACAAAACAAAAAUACAAAAAUUAAAUCGAAAAUAAAUACAAAAAGAAUAAUAAAAGAAA